Messenger RNA from Anisakis simplex (herring worm), 897 nucleotides. The record is from the annotation of a GenBank genome assembly. NCBI's taxonomy places the organism in Eukaryota, Metazoa, Nematoda, Chromadorea, Rhabditida, Anisakidae.
AUGGACGAGCAAUCAUUCGAUCUGGCGAGUGAUAAUGACAGCGAAUAUGAAGACUAUCAAACCGAAGCAACAACACAACAGUUACCACCUCUUGUAACAUUUGCGACCAGUGGACUUCACUCAGACAAAAAACUUGCUCAAGUAAUACCGCCUCGAAGGCGCACACACUUCGAACAAAACGUCGCAGCUAGCGCAAAUAAGCAACAACGAAAUGAGUCACCACUCAAGUCGCUGAAUCAUAGCGCAACUGUGACUGCGGAUAGCGUUCUUCCAGCAAGAGGAAUCGUGGCCAAUAUUGUGCCUAUUGCACAGGCAAAGCCAAUCGUCUCUAACGGACAUAAUGCAAACGGUCAACCCCGAAUUAGCGGUUUUCCGAUUGGCGGAAUGGACUUCAAGUUGAAUACACAAGAUUUGGCCAUCGUCAGCAACAACCAUGUCAAAGAACAACUCGAAAAGGUUAUUAAGAGUCAAUCUGAUCUUAAUAAACCAAAGGAAAAAAGUGCUAAGAGUGGAAGUGAAGAACCAGUUGCUAACUUGAUGAAAUCAUCAAAGAAGAUUACUGAGGUUAAGUCAACAAAAUCAAGCAAGCAGACAUCAACUACGACAACGCCAUUUGUCGCCAAGAAAAUUGCUCUUAUAACGACGAAAACACCCGCAUUGGUCAAUGUUCUCGAUCCAUUUCAGCGGAAUCCCAUUCGAGAAAUGACCCAGUCAGGAGAUGAUUUCUCGGAGUCUGAUGAAACAACAAACGAGCUCGAACCGGCCGUACGCCUUGAACAGAAAAUAGCCAAUACGGUGCAGCUCGACCGAUUGACCUUGGAAUCUCAGAUACUGAAUGUGCGUGAUUUGGAGAUCGUACGAGAUCCACUGAAAAAAGACAAAUGGUGUAAAAAGUGA